Bactrocera oleae (olive fruit fly) is the source of this 1127-nucleotide messenger RNA. RefSeq lists its product as uncharacterized. The record is from RefSeq and is a predicted model, not a curated record. NCBI's taxonomy places the organism in Eukaryota, Metazoa, Arthropoda, Insecta, Diptera, Tephritidae.
CAAAACAUUAAAGAGCGUGUGGACCGCGUGGCAAGCAUAUAUGCACACACAUAUUACCAGCUGACUGCUGAUUUCAUUUGCAGUAUUUUAAUAGCCAACCUAGAAUGAUACAAUGCGCUGUUGGAAAGUCAUAAAAAUGUAUACGACACGGCGGCUGUGUGGUAGCAAGCAGUUACUAGUAGGCAAGCGAAGAGUUAACCAACGCUAGCUGUCCAGUCCUGUCAGUAAUCGCCACAUGAAAUGUUCUACCGCUGCAAUAGUAGUGGCAGCAAGGAGUUGCGAACAGUUUUAUUGCUACUGCUGUGUAUCAGCGGCACGCUCGCCACGCUCAGUCCGCCGCAGUCAAAGUGGGAGGAGAUAGGAGGAGGUGCGGAGAGGGUGUUAUCACGCAAGAGGCGAUAUGUAGCAUUUCCGGAGGGCUCUUCUUUGGCGGCCUCCAUUUGUAUGACCAUCGGUGUUAUUGGCAACCCCAACACAGACUUUCUGAGUUGGGCCGAAAAUUGGGGUGUGGCUUACGAUCUGCCCAAUUACGCUUGGGUGAAGGAACAUACGCGUGGCUUUAAGAAAGACAUGGAUGCCAAUAAAACAAAAGCGAUGGCCAUGCGUCGCUCGAGACGUGAUUUAUUUGGAAAGCUCGAAACAAUUAUUGAGAACAUGGGUUUCGCUGGACAUGAAUGCAUUGCGCGUGCGCUUUGCGAGUCGUCGAAAUAUUUAAACGUCGAUCGGCAGGAGCGCGGGAAUAUGCUAACGGAAAUUGUGAAGACCGUAUUCAGCUUCCCAACUGAUCCAGUGUAUGAUGACGAACCGGAUAUAUUGCAUCACUAUGAUCGUGUAUAUAAAAGAGCACGUCGCGAGGUACUCGAUUGUAGCGUGGAGCAUGCGCAAUGUCAUUUUUCUUUAUUGGAAAUGAUCUUUGGCAAAUACUCCAUAACAACAGCAAAACACAGUCCACAAUUGUUGUCGAGUUUGCAAAAAGGACGCGGCUUUAUGUAAAGUGAUUUGUUUCGUGGUAUUGUACAUUUACUUAGAUACAUAGUGGUUAGUUAAAUAGAUUUAAUAACUAUAAUAUAUAGUACAUUUAAUAACUAUAGACAUAGUAAGAAUACAUUAUAUGUCAUUAAUGUUUA